Molecule: messenger RNA, 4152 nt
Organism: Radiomyces spectabilis
Lineage: Eukaryota; Fungi; Mucoromycota; Mucoromycetes; Mucorales; Radiomycetaceae
Exons: 2
Coding region: 1-4152 (1383 amino acids)
Biological process (GO): double-strand break repair via homologous recombination; replication fork processing
Cellular component (GO): nucleus; Cul8-RING ubiquitin ligase complex
Source: RefSeq, a predicted model, not a curated record
AUGACGGCUUCAUAUCGUUCCAUUACAGACGAUACUAAUUUGGUGAACGAUCCUUUUACCGAGAUCCCCAACAGCCAAAGUCCGGUCGAUGCAGCUCACAUUGAGCAAUUGGCGAGCAUGAGUCUCGACCAACUUGCAGACCAAUGGCACCUACAGAGUACGGCAUCCUAUACUAUUCCCGAGCAUGAUCCCAAGGAGCCUGAUCACAUGACGGACAAAAUAGUGUCUGAUCGAGCGGCUGCUGCGGUCACCGACAGCGAUAUGCAUCUUUUCACUGACGAACCAACGCAGCAGCACAACACCAAGGUCGACCCGGGAUUCACAGCCACCGACGAUGUGUGGGAAGAGAUACGACAAGAUAUGAUCACGCGAUAUCCUACCAGUGUUGCAAACACCUCCAUGAUGGAUUCGUUGCUUGAGAAAGCGAUCAAGCGUGCGGAAUCAUAUGAAAAUAAUAUGAAAAACGUCAAAGACUUGACCACCGCCAUGGAAACGCUUCAAUCAUUCAGCCGUGUGCAAGACAAGCCAUCUUUGACGAAUCGAUCAGCUACACCAUCCGUGCCGCGAUCGUCUGCACCACGAUCAUCGAAACCAGCAAGCGCACGAUCGUCCACCUCCGUGUGUCCGCAGCGCACCUUUCGAAAACGACGUGAAAUCCAGCUGCGGCCAUUUACGUUGGAAGGAGCUCAGUAUCGAUCGCUACUCCGACGCACAGCCCUGGAUGCGAUCAUGGCGGAAGAAGAGAUACCAUCACAAUCGGCUGCCAAGACGCAUGGCAAUCGAUACGAAUCGCAAGGCAUUGUGGACGAUGAGGAAGACGAGGACGAGGAAUUUGUUCUCGAAAGCGAUACUGAAAAUGCAGUGGACAACGAGCUUUCAACGCUUUCAUUAACAGAGGAAGAACUCAGCCUUGACAAGAACAAGGCGCCUGUGACUACGCAUCGUGUAACCCAAGUUUACGGUCGAAAGAAGAAACGCAAUAGUCAGCCUUCGUCUUCCUCCAAAUCCCGGCGGUCCAAAGCGCAAACUCAACAUAACCGAACGCAUGAUCCUUCCCAUCUACUGAUUCCGAAACGGAGACAACCCGUCUCCAGUGGAUCGCCUGUAGAUAUAUUUGACAUUGAUACCCCCCUCACCCACGCUUUUUCACGAAGAGAAUCUGUGAAGUUACCAGAACCACCCGUCCAACCGUCUUUGAAACCACGAAUUUUGGAUUAUCGAAAACCUCUCGAAACUCUGCUGUCGGAUGUAUUUAGCGACAACGAGGAUGAACCUAGUAUGAGCGUCGAUCAAAAUUCGAGUUCAUUAUCUGAGCAAGGAAACUCACACAGCAGUCUUGGCAGAAAUCAUCCACGAUCACAUAGUCCGGACAGCAGUGAUAAUGAUACCCCACCGUACAUCGCUGUACGCAGACAUCCGAAAAAACGACGCAUCCUGAUUGAAGACAGCGAUGACGAGAUGACAAUGUCUCCGUCAUCUCAUUCAGUACAAGAUCAAGAAUUCUCUGAUGCCGAAAAUCCUCAUCGCAAUCGUGUUACUGAAUCAUUGACGGAGAACGACAUAUUUGACCUUCCGAGCGAGAUCUCUUCUAGUGCAACUUCACGACCUGCACGCAAUCAAUUACGUCGGAAACAGCCGGUGGACGAUACCAGCUACAUUGUAGCCGAUCCCGGCUAUGACGAUGCCAAUCAUCGUCAUCGCAAUACGACGCUGGAGGAGGUUCGACAACAUAAAACGGCGCUGAGAGGCAUUCUGCCGCUUUCAUUUGCCAAAGUGUUCAAAGAUCAACUACAGGAAGAAGCUCAAUCAAAGAGAACCCGUCCGCGGAAAGUGUCGCCUUCGUCUUCUUCCUCUGUGCAAAACCAAGCUUUACGAAAACAACAUCGCAGUAUGGAUGGAGACCAAGGACAAUCAAGCCAUUAUCGAUCCUUGGCGAAUGCUGAAGAAUCGUUGAGGAGCCGACGUGUUGACUCAUCUCCGUCUUUUGGUACGGAUCGUCGCAGUUCAAGCCCCACGUCGCAUGAUGUAUUCGAUGAUGUAUUCGUUAUGGACCCCGUCGAACCGCGACAUGAAUUGGAGUCUCUCGAUAACCCGGUACCGGAAUUCGCUGAAUCCAUAGCUUUGCAACCCGUACCCGAAAAACAAUUAUCGCUCACAUUUGGCUUUGUACCUCACACUUCAACGAAAUACCCAUCGCAUUCCGCUUACUUUAAGCGAGAUCUAUCUAGCAGUCUUGGGACGGAAGCGCGGCUCAAAUCCGGAAACCCCCCCUUCGCCAUACCCACUACUCCGAUCAUCCAUGAAUCAUACAAAUGUUACCGUAUUUUUAGUCUCCACUUUCUACUGGAAGAAUGUACCCCUGAACAAUGUCCGAGCCUCCAAACAUGCUUCCGGAAAGCGUUUCAGUACUUCGACAAGUCGUGGCGUUCAAAUGCAUCGGUGCCAUCUCACUCUUUGUACGAUCAAAAUACCAUCGAGUCGCUCCAUUACAGUCAAUGCAUCGAGUUUUUCGCCUUUGUCUCCAAAUGUCUGACGUUCGUGACGCAUCGUAUGGAAAAAGACCAACAGCGGUCGAUGCUGCAAUUUUUUUGCAAGGAAAUCGUUUGUUUAUGUUCUCGGGCGGUGAUUCUGGCGAAUGUCAAAGACCCGACGCAACCGCCUCGUUUACAUUGGACUCAGGAAGGAGUGUUGGGAUACCCGUGGCGAAUGUUACUGCUACUGCUCACAUAUGCCGUGGAUUGGUGCUUUCGGAUUCAGCUAGUGGAUGCCGACCUUCUUACAUCUGAAUGGACGGUGACCAUGUGUCUGCGGCGCCUGGUAGGGUUGCUUUACUGUAUUGGUCCCGAUCAUGCCAUGGACGGGUUUUCAGAGUCCCCCAUCCUUCCGCGUAACUCGAUCAUCAGUGAGGCAUGGAUGACCAUCUUAUUCUUGUUGAACCUACCGAAUCCACCGUUGACGCUACCGGAUGCUGCCCAGGACCAACGUGAGCGGUUUGUGUGGCAGCUACUGGACGAGUGCCGAUCCAAGGAUCCCACAUGCAAAAAGGACACAGUAUGGGACCACGCUGAAUGGCUGUGGCAGUGGAUCUUUGCUGUAGAAGCAGUACGGCAAGUUUUACCGCAAGAGCGCAUAUCACACGACGUGCCUCACCUCAAUCGUCCCGCGGUCAUUCAGCUGAACGGUAUUUACGAGCAAAUGAAGUCGAUGGAUGAUACUGUUUUGUUGAACCAAUGUCGUCAAAGCAAAGUGAACGCGUCCCUUGAAGCGUAUGUCAAAGUGCACCUUUUGCGAUACCAUGCUUUGCUGCAAAAGUGGCAUUGGGGUUGGGACAAGACGACGGUGCUCUAUCUUCACCGAUGGUUCCGUCGUUACAUUCAGCUGCACAAGAUUCCGGUGUCAGAAGACCAGUACUUUCCAUCUUACGUUCGCUGUUUCCGAGGGACGCCCUCCACUAUGACUGUAUUGGAAAGCGACGGUUGUUUUGACAUAUUUUUGAUGAUCCUGACCAUGGCGAUCCGACAAGACUGUGACGUGAUGACGGCCUGUAACGACGAUGCCAAUGUGGCGGAUCAAACUUGCAAAAGUUUGCGACGGUUCCUUUCGCAGUUGGCGCCAACCCAUGUGGUAGUGGUGAAUCGUACGCCUCAAAAGAAGGACGUCGAACCGAGCAGUGCGCAUGCGUAUGCUAUGCUGGCCGAUCAAUACAAGAUGAAUAUGGUCUUAUUGGACAUUGUACCGGAAAAGGUGUUGCGUCGAACCAUUGUGCAAUGUCGAUCGUUUUUGCGGUUUGAAGCUUCGGAUCAUAAAGCGAGACAACUAUUCUUUGAAGGGUUUUACAACCUGGGACAAGUGUGUGGUUACCAUCACGAUGCGGAAUGCCUACGUGCAAUUGCGCACACAAUGACUGAAAAGCUACGAAUUGUGUGUCGAGAGUACUCGGACGAAGAAGCCAAGUGGUCUGCCACUGUCCAAGGCCCUCACGCAUACAAACAAUAUCAGGAGCAGCACUUGUCGCGUCAGGAUACGAUUCAAACGGCCUUUGACUAUUUCAAAAAGCUUAUCCACAAAGCGCAUUUCAUGGAAGCCGAAGCCCAGGGCUGGCUUGAUAACGCCUUGACGUAUCUCCCUCCUGGCAUCCAAAUUGAUGUUUGA